GCGGGGCCACAAAGGUCCCGGCCAGUGCUACGAUGGGUAGCAGAACACCUGUUAACAGCUCACAAAGACAACGGAUUUGACAGGAAACUGAAGACACUAAAGAUGGACUGGUUCCACUGCAACCAGUGUUUCAGAAAGACGGGGUCAAAGUUUGCUGUGUCCAGCUGUGGCCACAUCUGCUGCGAGGCUUGCAUUAAACCAAAGCAGUGCAUCGUGUGUGGAGCGAGCUGCAGCUACCUGCCCAUCACUGAUGAGAUGAAGCCACAGGAAAAGGUGUUUUUCAAGGAUCCURCAAAACUCAUUCAGUCGAGGAUGGCACACUUAUCCCAGAUUGCCAUUUUCCAGCAGACGCAGAAGGACAGAGUCAUAACUCACUUUAAGAACAAGUCCUCUGAGCUGGAGAGGCGUCUGAAGGAAGUCACUGAGCAGGGCUACAGGCAAAUCUCUGAGCUGAAAAGAGAAAACGCUGAAUUACAAAAGCAGCUGAUGGAGCUGAAAAGAGAAACAGCAGAGUUAAAAAAGCCACUCUCUCAGAGGAGGGUUUCUCCUGGACAAUUUCAAACCACUGGGUCCCAGAGAGUGUCGCUGCCCGUGGCUGUUACCUCACCAGUUACCCCUCGAUCAAGAACUAUAAGUCAUGYAAGCUCAGCCGAGUCCCAGAGGUGGACCAGAGGUUUGUCUCUCACAACUCCUGGAUCAAUCACCUCCAUUUCUAGCCACAGCUCUCUUCUCGAACACAGAACACCUUCAUCUUUCAGCACUCCUACAAGAGCUCAGACUCCUGUUUUCCAGUUCCCAUUUAUGAACGGAUUGUCAUUACAGUCACCCAGACAAUGAUUAGCCAACUCUGGGAUGUUUGUUUGGUCUGACAUUAGUCACACACUUGUCAGACACGUUUUGUUAUUAGAGGAGAAUCUGAGUUUUGCUUCGCUAAAAAAAAAUAAACAGUUGUCAGCUGUUUAAUUUACCUGGUUUAUAUCGUCGUUGUGUUCUUUUAAGGAAUUAAAAUAGCAACUGAAACUUUGA
This is a messenger RNA of Austrofundulus limnaeus, 1026 nucleotides long. Its product is annotated as RING finger protein 212B. Gene Ontology annotation, molecular function: SUMO transferase activity. The transcript has 13 exons. Gene Ontology annotation, biological process: homologous chromosome pairing at meiosis; reciprocal meiotic recombination; protein sumoylation. Gene Ontology annotation, cellular component: synaptonemal complex. The coding region runs from base 103 to 837 and encodes 244 amino acids. The record is from RefSeq and is a predicted model, not a curated record. NCBI's taxonomy places the organism in Eukaryota, Metazoa, Chordata, Actinopteri, Cyprinodontiformes, Rivulidae.